AUGCCAUCUCUACUAAACAUCCUCCACAAACGCGAUGAGCUGAGCACAGAGAAACCUUCCCAAGACGUGCAUCAAUCAAUCCCAAACUCCCCGCCAACACCCGAAAUAACCUUCGUGCGCUCCGACACAUUCGGCGAAGAAGUCAUAACACCACCAACCCAUCACUCGGAAUUCCAACCAACCUCCCCAAUCUCCCCAGACCAAAGCCGAUCAACCUUCUCAACCCCGCGCCGCAGCUUCUCAUUCCUCCACCGUUCCCCCCGCUCCGGCUCUCUCUCCAGCCCGUCUCCGCCCCGCACCCGCGAGCGCCGCCUCUCGAACCUCCUGCAUCUGGAUGGCCGGCGCAGUCGGAGUGACUGGCGGAACUCGUCUGCGAAUAUUCCCGCAGACCUGCCGCAGAUAAUAGACGAGCAGGGUGAUAAGGAUGAGCGAGAGGAGCAAUGGGAGAGGAGGGCUACGGUGCUUGUUCAGCAGAAUCCGCAGUUUGGGCCAUUGUCGCCGAGGGGGUCGGAGUGGGAUUUGGUGAGAGAGAAGGGGAGGUCGAGGAGUCCUAGUAGGGGCGAUGUUGUGGGUUCGCAGGUUGAUACCAAUAUCCAAGAGGCGAUUCGGUUGCAUGAGUCCGGAGAUUUGGAACGAUCGACGCAGAUGUUUGGCCAGCUGGCUGAUCCCAAUGGCGCAAAUAAUCCUCUAAGCCAGGUUUUGUACGGACUGGCCCUUCGACAUGGAUGGGGCUGCGCCAAAGACGAAACACAAGCCGUGUCCUAUCUAUCAGCUGCAGCAUCAAAUUCAGCCGCUGUUGAAUCCGAGGCACUACGCGCAGGCAUGAAGAAAGGCGGUCUUGCCAAAGGCGAACUAGUUCUCGCGAUUUUUGAGCUCGCGAAUUGUUUCCGCAAUGGCUGGGGAGUGACCAAAGACCCCUUCGCGGCUCGGCAGUAUUAUGAGACGGCAGCCAACCUGGGUGAUACGGAUGCUAUGGACCAGGUCGCUUGGUGCUAUGUCGAGGGCUUUGGCGGGAAGAAGGAUAAGUUCAAGGCAGCCAAAUAUCUUAGACUUGCCGAGGAGGCUGGAGGUCCGACUGUUGGGAAUUCAUGGAUCUGGAAGGAAAAGUAUAACCCGAAAUAA
Molecule: messenger RNA, 1122 nt
Organism: Penicillium cinerascens
Lineage: Eukaryota; Fungi; Ascomycota; Eurotiomycetes; Eurotiales; Aspergillaceae
Product: tetratricopeptide repeat protein
Exons: 6
Coding region: 1-1122 (373 amino acids)
Molecular function (GO): protein binding
Source: RefSeq, a predicted model, not a curated record